Molecule: messenger RNA, 959 nt
Organism: Cryptomeria japonica (Japanese cedar)
Lineage: Eukaryota; Viridiplantae; Streptophyta; Pinopsida; Cupressales; Cupressaceae
Exons: 1
Coding region: 35-490 (151 amino acids)
Molecular function (GO): protein dimerization activity
Source: RefSeq, a predicted model, not a curated record
GAAAAAACACUCUUAAGUUAGCCAACUUUCUAAAAUGCGGCGCACUAGUUCACUGGAAUCUUUAAACAGCAUGGCUUCUGUAGCCAUCGAGAAGGGCGGCUUGGAUUCCAUGCAAGAUGCUAAAACAACAUGCAGUAGCAUGUCUGAGCUAUCCACAGGGAACGUAAGCUUCAACAGUAGACCCAUGGAAGAAGAAUAUGAAGAAGAAGAUAAUAAAGAAGAAGUUGAAGAAGAAGAAGAUGAUGAUAAAGAUGGUAGUGAAUGCUCCUCAAACAGCAGGGAAUUGAGCGGUCUUGAGCCAGCCAAGAAGCGGCUUAAAGCUUGUUUGGGUAACGUAGAAGAGGAUGAAGAAGCCAUUGACAGUAGACUAGAAAUUCUUCAAACUCUUGUGCCUGGAGGAUAUGGCAUGGAUACUAUCCCUUUACUUGAGCAAACUGCCUGUUAUAUCAAGUUCCUAAUGGAAAUAGUUAAUUCUUUGAAAUGGUGUUAGACCACAGACAAGCUCUAACGUUUUCUUACAGCUUUCUUUAUUUUGCCUCUUCAUAUCCCUAGUAGCCAGCUGACCUUUUUCUUUCUCCUCUGCUGGGUAUUCAUUCCUGGCAAAAUAUGUUGCGUAGGAAUUGAAAAUUGUCCCUCUCUGUUGUCUUUUCACAGUUCAAAGACGAUAUUAAAAGAUGUGCUGUUGCUAGUGUAUUCACUUUCCAAAAUAUUAGUAUGGUAAUCUUUGGAGUUUGUGAUAUCAGUUAACGACAAAAAUGAGUAGAGCAAGGCUCAUUCUUUGCAGCUUUUGCUUGGUAUUUUAAGCUUGUGUUAGUCUAGAUUAGUCUUGUUUGUUCAUUAUACUUCUCCAGGAAUCUUCUGAAGUGCAUCUUCUUAUUGUAAAUCUUUUUGUUUUGUCCAAUAACAAUACUCCUUCGGGAGUCUUCUAAAGUGCAUCUUCUUCCUGUAAUCUCUUUGUU